CUGACGCAACAAGAACUUUGGCAUCCACAACCAACCCUCCAACAUCUUUGACUGUAGCACAAACGUCAACAACAUCUGAGGCACCAACCACAACUCUUCCUGUCACGAUAACAACUACGGAUGCAACAACAACUUUGGCUUCCACUAUCAGUCCUACAGCAUCCUCAACUGUAGCACCAGUGUCAACAACCGAUUCAGCAACCACAACUUUGCCUGACACCACAAGUAUUGAUGCAACAACAGCAUUAGUUACCACAACCAGCCUUUCAACAUCCUCAACUAUAGCAUCAGUGUCAACAACUGAUGCAGCAACCACAAAAAUGUCUGACACCACAACUACUGAUGCAACAACAACUUUGAUAUCCACAACCACCCCUCCAACAUCCUCAACUAUAUCACCACUGUCAACAACAUCAGAUCAAGCAACCACAAAUAUGCCUGACAGAACAACAACUAUUGAUACAAUAAAAACUUUGACUUCCACAUCCACCCCUAAAACAUCCUCAACUAUAGCACCACUAGCAACAACAACACUGUCUGAAACUACAACAACAAUUGAUGCAACAAUGACUUCAACUUCCACAACCGCCCAUCCAACAUCUUCAGCUACAUUACCAACAUCAACAACUAAUGGACCAACAUCAACUAUCCCUGACACCAUAGAAACUAGUGAUGCAAUUCCAACUUUGGAUUCCACAAAUUCCCAUCUAACAUCAACAACUGAUACAUCAACCACAACUCUGUCUGCGACCACAACAAUUACUGAUGCAACAACAACUUUGGCUUCCACAACCACCCCUCAAACAUCCUCAACAAUAGCACCAGCAACAACAACUGAUGCAUCAAGCACAAAUGUGCCUGACACCACAACAACUACUGAUGGAUCAACAACUUUGGCUUUCACAACCACUGCUCCAUCAUCCUCAAGUACUGCACGAACAUCAACAACUAAUGGACCAACAACAACUAUGCCUGAGACCACAAAAACUACUGAUGGAUCAACAACUUUGGCUUUCACAACUACUGCUCCAACAUCCUCAACUAUAGCAUCAGUGUCAACAACUGAUGCAGCAACCACAAAAAUGUCUGACACCACAACAACUACUGACGCAACAACAGCUUUGGGAUCCACAACCACCCCUCCAACAUCUUCAACUAUAGCACUAGCAUCAACAACAUCAGAUGCAGCAACCACAAAUAUACCUGACACAACAACAACUUUGACUUCCACAACCACCCCUCAAACAUCCUCAACUACAGUACCAUCAUCGACGACUAAUGAACCAACAACAAAUAUUCCUGACACCACAAAAAAUACUGAUGCAACAACAGCUUUGGAUUCCACAGCCACACCUCUAAAAUCAACGACUGGUGCAACAGCCACAAUUUUGUCUGACACCACAACAACUUCUGAUGCAAAAACAGUUUUGGCUUCCACAACCACCCCUCAAACAUCCUCGACAAUAGCACCAGAAUCAACAACUGAUGCAUCAACCACAACUCUGUCUGACAGCACUACAACUUCUGAUGCAACAACACCUUUGGCAUCCACAACCUCCCCUACAACAUCCUCAACUGUAGCACCAGUUUCAACAACAUCAGAUGCAGCAACCACAAAUAUACCUGACACAACAACUACCGAUACAACAACAACUUUGACUUCCACAACCACCCCUCAAACAUCCUCAGCUUCAGUAGCUAUAUCGAUGACUAAUGAACCAACAACAAAUAUGCCUGACACCACAAAAAAUACUGAUGCAACAACAGCUUUGGCUUCCACAACCACCCCUGAAACAUCCUCAACAAUAGCACGGGAAUCAACAACUGAUUCAGCAACCACAAUUGUGACUGACACCAGAACAACUAUUCAUGCAACAACAACGUUGACUUCCACAACCACCCAACCAUCAUCUUCAACUAUAACACCAACAUCGACAACAUCUGAUGCAGCAACCACAGCUAUGCGAGACACCACAUCAAGUGUUGAUGCAACAGCAACAUUAGCCACCACAACCACCCUUUCAAAAUCUUCAACUGUGGCACCAAUGUCAACAUCAACUGAUGAAGCAACAACAACUCUCUUUGGGACAGCAACAAGUCUUGAUGCAACAACAAAUUUGGCUUCCACUAUCACUCCUACAGCAUCCUCAACGGUAGCACCAGUGUCAACAACUGAUGAAGCAACCACAACUUUGCCUGACACCACAACAACUACUGAUGCAACAAAAACUUUGACAUACAAAACCACCCCUCCAACAUUCUCAACAAUAGCACCAGAAUCAACAACUGAUUCAGCAACCACAACUGUGCCUUACACAAAAACAACAGUUGAUGCAUCAACGACUUUGUCUUCCACAACCACCACUCCAACAUCCUCAACUAUAGCACCACUAGCAAUGACAACUCUGUCUGAAACUACAACAACAAUUGACGCAACAAUGACUUCGACUUCCACAACCGCCCAUCCAACAUCUUCAGCUACAUUACCAACAUCAACAACUAAUGGACCAACAUCAACUAUUCCUGACACCAUAGAAACUAGUGAUGCAACUCCAACUUUGGAUUCCACAUACUCCCAUCUAACAUCACCAACUGAUGCAUCAACCACAACUCUGUCUGCAAGAACAACAACUACUGGUGCAACAAUAACUUUGGCUUCCACAACCACUCCUCUAAAAUCAACGACUGGUGCAACAACCACAACAACUACUGAUGUAACAACAGUUUUGGCUGCCACAACCAACCCUCAAACAUCCUCGACUAUAGCAACAGAAUCAACAACUGAUGCAUCAACCACAACUUUGUCUGACAGCACAACGACUUCUGAUGCAACAACACCUUUGGCAUCCACAGCUACCCCUCCAACAUCCUCAACUAUAGCACCAGCAUCAACAACAUUAGAUGCAGCAACCACUCUUGAUGCAACAACAAAUUUGGCUUCCACUAUCACUCCUACAGCAUCCUCAACUGUAGCACCAGUGUCAACAACUGAUGCAUCAACCACAGCUCUGUCUGACAGCACAACUACUGAUGCAACAACAAUACCUUUGACUUCCACAACCACCCCUCCAACAUCCCAAACUAUAGUACCAACAUCGACAACUAAUGAACCAACAAAAACUAUGCCUGACACCACAAAAAAUACUGAUGCAACAACAACUUUGACAUCCACAACCACCCCUCCAAAAUCCUCAACUAUAGCACCACUGUCAACAACAUCAGAUCCAGCAACCACAAAUAUGCCUUACACAACAACAACUAUUGAUACAAUAACAACUUUAACUUCCACAUCCACCCCUAAAACAUCCUCAACAAUAGCACCAGCAUCUACAACUGAUGCGUCAAGCACAACUGUGCCUGACACCACAACAGCUACUGAUGCAACAACAACUUUGGCUUUCACAACCACUGCUCCAUCAUCCUCAAGUACUGCACGAACAUCAACAACUAAUGGACCAACAACAACUAUGCCUGAGACCACAAAAACUACUGAUGGAUCAACAAUUUUGGCUUUCACAACCACUGCUCCAACAUCCUCAACUAUAGCACUUGCAUCAACAACUAAUUCAGCAACCACAACUGUGCCUGAAACCACAACAACUGUUCAUGCAAAAACAACUUUGGCUUCCACAACCGACCCUCCAACAUCUUUGACUGUAGCACCAACUUUAACGACAUCUGAGGCACCAACCACAACUCUGCCUGUUACCACAACAACUACGCAUGCAACAACAACUUUGGCUUCCACAACCACCCCUCAAACAUCCUCAACUACAGUAUCAACAUCGCAGACUAAUGAACCAACAACAAAUAUUCCUGACACCAAUAAAAAUACUGAUGCAACAACAGCUUUGGAUUCCACAGCCACCCCUCUAAAAUCAACGACUGUUGCAACAACCACAACUCUGUCUGACACCACAACAACUACGCAUGCAACAACAACUUUGGCUUCCACAACCACCCAUCCAUCAUCUUCAACUGUAGCACCAACAUCGACAACAUCUCAUGCAGCAACUACAGCUAUGCGAGACACCACAUCAAGUGUUGAUGAAACAACAACAUUAGCCACCACAACCACCUUUUCAAAAUCUUCAGCUGUGGCACCAAUGUCAACAUCAACUGAUGAAGCAACAACAACUCUCUCUGGGACAGCAACAACUCUUGAUGCAACAACAAAUUCGGCUUCCACUAUCAGUCCUACAGUAUCCUCAACUGUAGCACCAGUGUCAACAACCGAUGCAGCAACAACAACUCUCUCUGGGACAGCAACAACUCUUGAUGCAACAACAAAUUCGGCUUCCACUAUCACUCCUACAGCAUCCUCAACUGUAGAACCAGUGUCAACAACCGAUGCAGCAACCACAACUUUGCCUGACACCACAAGUAUUGAUGCAACAACAGCAUUAGUUAUCACAACCAGCCUUUCAACAUCCUCAACUACAGUUCCAACAUCGACGACUAAUGAACCAACAACAAAUAUUCCUGAGACCACAAAAAAUACUGAUGCAACAACAGCUUUGGCUUCCACAACCACCCCUCAAACAUCCUCGACAACAGAACCAGAAUCAACAACUGAUGCAUCAACUACAACUCUGUCUGACACCACAACAACUACUGAUGCAACAACAACUUUGGCAUCCACAACCACCCCUCCAACAUCCUCAACUGUAGCACCAGUGUCAACAACUGAUGCAGCAACCACAAUUUUGCCUAACACCACAAGUAUUGAUGCAACAAAAGAAUUAGCUGUCACAACCACCCUUUCAACAUCUUCAAUUAUAGCAUCAGUGUCAACAACUGAUGCAUCAACCACAGCUCUGUCUGACAGCACAACUACUGAUGCAACAACAACACCUUUGACUUCCACAACCACCCCUCCAACAUCCUCAACUACAGUACCAACAUCGACAGCUAAUGAACCAACAACUAUGCCUGAAACCACAAAAAAUACUGAUGCAACAACAACACCUUUGACUUCCACAGCCACCCCUCUAACAUCCUCAACUGCAGCUCCAGUCUCAACAACAGAUACAGCAACCAGAAGUAUACCUGAGACCACAACAAGUAUUGAUGCAACAAUGGCAUUAGCUAUCAUAACCACCCCUCCAACAUCCUCAACUAUAGCACAACUGUCAACCACAUCAGAUCCAGUGACCACAAAUAUGCCUGACACAACAACUAUUGAUACAACAACAAGUUUGACUUCCACAAACACCCCUAAAACAUUCUCAACUACAGUACCAACAUCGACGACUAAUGAACCAACAACAAAUAUUCAUGACACCACAGAAAAUACUGAUGCAACGACAACUUUGGCUUUAACAACCACUGCUCCAACAUCCUCAACUAUAGCACCAGAAUCAACAACUGAUGCUUCAACCACAACUCUGUCUGACAGCACAACAACGUCUGAUGCAGCAACAACUUUGGCAUCCACAACCAUCCCUCCCACAUCCUCAACUAUAACACCAGUUUCAACAACAUCAGAUGCAGCAACCACAAAUAUGCCUGACACAACAACAACUAUUGAUACAACAACAACUUUGACUUCCACAACCACCCCUCAAACAUCCUCAGCUACAGUACCAACAUCGGUAACUAAUGAACCAAUAACAAAUAUGCCUGACACCACAAAAAAUACCGAAGCAUCAACAGAUUUGGCUUUCACAACCACUGCUCCAACAUCCUCAUCUAUAGCACCAGCAUCAACAACUGAUUCAGCAACCACAAAUCUGUCUGACACAAAAACAACAAUUGAUGCAACAACAACUUUGACUUCCACAACCACCCCUACAACAUCUUCAGCUACAUUACCAACAUCAACAACUAAUGGACCAACAACAACUAUGCCUGACACCAUAGAAACUAGUGAUGCAACACCAACUUUGGACUCCAUAACCUCCCCUCUGACAUCAACAACUGAUGCAUCAACCACAACUCUGUCUGACACGACAACAACUAUUGAUGCAACAAUAACUUUGGCUUCCACAACCACCCCUCCAACAUCCUCAACUAUAGCACCACUAGCAACGACAACUAUGUCUAAAACUACAACAAUUGAUGCAACAAUGACUUUGACUUCCACAACCGCCCAUCCAACAUCUUCAGCUACAUUACCAACAUCAACAACUAUUGGACCAACAUCAACUAUUCCUGACACCAUAGAAACUAGUGAUGCAACUCCAACUUUGGAUUCCACAAACUCCCAUCUAACAUCAACAACUGAUGCAUCAACUACAACUCUGUCUGCAACCACAACAACUACUGAUGCAACAACAACUUUGGCUUCCACAACCACCCCUCAAACAUCCUCAAGAAUAGCACCAGCAUCAACAACAGAUGCAUCAAGCACAACUGUGCCUGAAACCACAACAACUACUGAUGCAACAACAACUACUGAUGCAACAACAACUUUGGCUUCCACAACCAACCCUCCAACAUCUUUGACUGUAGCACCAACGUCAACAACAUCUGAGGCACCAACCACAACUCUGCCUGUCACCACAACAACUACGGAUGCAACAACAACUUUGGCUUCCACAACCACCCAACUAUCAUCUUCAACUGUAGCACAAACAUCGACAAAAUCUGAUACAGUAACUGCAGCUAUGCGUGACACCACAUCAAGUGUUGAUGCAACAACAACAUUUGCCACCACAACCACCCUUUCAAAAUCUUCAACUGUGGCACCAAUGUCAACAUCAACUGAUGAAGCAACAACAACUCUCUCUGGGACAGCAACAACUCUUGAUGCAACAACAAAUUCGGCUUCCACUAUCACUCCUACAGCAUCCUCAACUGUAGCACCAGUGUCAACAACCACUGCAGCAACCACAACUUUGCCUGACACCACAAGUAUUGAUGCAACAACAGCAUUAGUUAUCACAACCAGCCUUUCAACAUCCUCAACUAUAGCAUCAAUGUCAACAACUGAUGCGUCAACCACAAGUCUGUCUGACAGCACAACAACUACUGAUGCAACAAUAACUUUGACGUCCACAACCAUCCCUCCAACAUCCUCAGUUACAGUACCAACAUCGAUGACUAAUGAACCAACAACAAAUAUGCCUGACACCAUAAAAAAUACUGAUGCAACUACAGCUUUGGCUUUUACAUCCACUGCUCCAACAUCCUCAACUAUAGCACCAGCAUCAACAACUGAUGCUUCAACCACAUCCAUGCAUGACACAACAACAACAAUUGAUGCAACAACACCUUUGAUUUCCACAACCACCCCUCCAACAACCUCAACAAUAGCACCAGCAUCAACAACAGAUUCAGCAACCACAACUGUGCCUGACACAACAACUGAUGCAACAACACCUUUGAUUUCCACAACCACCCCUCCAAAAUCCUCAACAAUAGCACCAGAAUCAACAACUGGUGCGUCAACCACAUCCUCAACUACAGUACCAACAUCGACUACUAAUGAACCAACAACAAAUAUACAUGACACCACAAAAAAUACUGAUGCAACAACAACUUUGGAUUCCACAGCCACCCCUCUAAAAUCAACGACUGGUGCAACAAUCACAACUCUGUCUGACACCACAACAACUACUGAUGCAAAAACAGUUUUGACUUCCACAACCACCCCUCAAACAUCCUCAACAAUAGCACCAGCAGCAACCACAACUCUGUCUGAAACUACAACAACAAUUGAUGCAAAAACAGUUUUGACUUCCACCCCUCAAACAUCCUCAACAAUAGCACGAGAAUCAACAACUGAUGCUUCGACCACAACUGUGCCUGACACCACAACAAAUACUGAUGCAAGUACAACUUUGUCUUCCACAACCACCCCUCCAACAUCCUCAACUAUAGCACCAGCAGCAACCACAACUCUGUCUGAAACUACAACAACAAUUGAUGCAACAAUGACUUUGACUUCCACAACCACCCGUCCAACAUCUUCACCUACAUUACCAACAUCAACAACUAAUGGACCAACAUCAACUAUGCCUGACACCAUAGAAACUAGUGAUGCAACUCCAACUUUGGAUUCCACAACGUCCCAUCUAACAUCAACAAAUUAUGCAUCAACCACAACUCUGUCUGAAACUACAACAACAAUUGAUGCAACAAUGACUUUGACUUCCACAACCACCCCUCAAACAUCCUCAAGUACUGCACGAACAUCAACAACUAAUGGACCAACAACAACUAUGCCUGACACCACAAAAACUACUGAUGGAUCAACAACUUUGGCUGUCACAACCACUGCUCCAACAUCCUCAACUAUAGCACCUGCAUCAACAACUGAUUCAGCAACCACAACUGUGCCUGAAACCACAACAACUAUUCAUGCAACAACAACUUUGGCUUCCACAACCAACCCUCCAACAUCUUUGACUGUAGCACCAACGUCAACAACAUCUGAGGCACCAAUCACAACUCUGCCUGUCACCAAAACAACUACGGAUGCAACAACAACUUUGGCUUCCACAACCACUCAACCAUCAUCUUCAACUAUAGCACCAACAUCGACAAAAUCUGAUACAGCAACUACAGCUAUGCGUGACACCACAUCAAGUGUUUAUGCAACAACAACAUUAGCCACCACAACCACCCUUUCAAAAUCUUCAAUUGUGGCACCAAUGUCAACAUCCACUGAUGAAGCAACAACAACUCUCUCUGGGACAGCAACAACUCUUGAUGCAACAACAAAUUCGGCUUCCACUAUCACUCCUACAGCAUCCUCAACUGUAGCACCAGUGUCAACAACACCUGCAGCAACCACAACUUUGCCUGUCACCACAAGUAUUAAUGCAACAACAGCAUUAGUUAUCACAACCAGCCUUUCAACAUCCUCAACUAUAGCAUCAGUGUCAACAACUGAUGCAGCAACCACAAAAAUGUCUGACACCACAACAACUACUGAUGCAACAACAACUUUGCCAUCCACAACCACCCCUCAAACAUCUUCAACAAUAGCACCAGCUUCAACAACUGAUGCAUCAAUCACAACUGUGCCUGACACCACAAAAACUACUGACGCAACAACAUAUUUGGCUUUCACAACCACUGCUUCAACAUCCUCAAGUACUGCACCAGCAUCAACAACUAAUGGACCAACGAUAACUAUGUCUGACACCACAAAAACUAGUGAUGCAACAAGAACUUUGGCUUCCACGACCAUCCCUCAAACAUCCUCAACAAUAGCACCAGAAUCAACAACUGAUGCAUCAACCAAAACUGUGCCUGACACCACAAAAACUACUGAUGCAACUGCAGCUUUGGCUGCCACACCCACACCUCAAACAUCCUCAACUAUAGCACCAGCAUCAACAACUGAUGUAGGAACUACAACUAUACCUGACACCACAACAAGUAUUGAUGCAACAACAACUUUGGCUUCCACAAUCACUUCUACAACAUCCUCAACUGAAGCACCAGUCUCAACAACUGAUGCAUCAACCACUACUCUUUCUGACAGCACAACUAUUGAUGCAACAACAACUUUGACAUCCUCAACCUCCCGUACAACAUCUUCAGCUACAGUACCAACAUCGACUACUAAUGAACCAAAAACGCCUAUGUCUGACAGCACCAAAAAUACUAAUGCAACAACAACUUUGGAUUCCACAGGCACCCCUCUAACAUCAACAACUGGUGCAACAAUCACAACUCUUUCCGACACCACAACUUCUGAUGAAACAAGAACUUUGGCUUCCACAACCAUCCCUCAAACAUCCUCAACAAUAGCACCAGAAUCAACAACUGAUGCAUCAACCACAACUAUACCUGACACCACAACAAGUAUUGAUGCAACAUCAACUUUGGCUUCCACAAUCACUCCUACAUCAUCCUCAACUGUAGCACCAGUCUCAACAACUGAUGCAGCAACCACAACUAUACCUUAUACCACAACAAGUAUUGAUGCAACAACUACAUUAGCUAUCGCAACCACCCUUUCAACAUCCUCAACCAUAGCAUCAGUGUCAACAACUGAUGCAGGAACCACAACUCUGUCUGGCAGCACAACUAGUGAUGCAACAACAACUUUGACUACCACAGCCACCCCUCCUACAUCUUCAGCUACUGCACCAACAUCAACAACUGAUGGACCAAAAACAAUCAUGCCUGAAGCCACAAAAUCUACUGAUGCAACAACAGCUUUGGAUUUAACAACCACCCCUCUAUCGUUAACAACUGAUGUAUCAAACACAACUGUGUCUGACACCACAAAAACAAAUGAUGCAAGAACAACUGUGACUUCAACAACCACCCCUCCAUCAUCCACAACUAUAUCACCAGCAUCAACGACUGAUACAGCAACCACAGUUGUGCCUGACACCACAACAACUACUGAUGCAACAACAACUUUGACUACCACAACCACCCCUCCAUCAUCCUCAACUAUAUCACCAGAAUCACCAUCUUAUGCAGCCACCACAACUAUGCCAGACACCACAACAACUACCACAACCUCCUUUUCAACAUCCUCAAUUGUGGAAUCAGCAUUAACAAGAAAUGAUGCGUCAACCACAAGUAUGCCUGAGACCACAGCAACUACUGAUGCAACAACAAAUUUAGCUUCCACUACCACUUUUCCAACAUCCUCAACUGUGGCACCAAUGUCAACAAGUCAUGCAGCAGUUACAACUAUUUCUGAUACUACAACAACUAUUGAUGUAACAAGAAGUUUGGCUAGUACAACAACCACUCUAGCAUCAUCAGCUAUUGCAUUAAUAUCAACAACUAAUGCAGCAAACACAACUAUGUCUGACUCCACAAAAACUAUUGAUGUGACAACCUCUUUAGUUACCACAACCACCUCUCCAACAUUCUCAACUACUUUAACAACAACUGAUGCAACAACUGCAACAAUGCCUGGCACUUCAACAGCUAUUGAUUCAAUAGCAACUUUGGCUACCACAACCACCCUUUCAACACCUUCAGCUAUGGCACCAAUGUCAACAACAUCAACAACAUCUGAUGCAAUAACAACAACUAUAUCUGCCAUCACAACAACUAUAGAUGCAACAACACUUAUGGCUUUCACAGCCACUCCUCCAACAAUCUCAACAGUGUUACCAACAUCAACAACAACUGAUCCAUCAACUACAAAUCUGCUUGACACCACAAAAACUACUGAUACACCAACAUUGGCUUCCACAACCACCUCUCUAACCUUACCAAAUGUAGCAACAGCAUCAACAGAUGAUGCAGCAACCACAAAUAUGCCUGACUCUACAAAAACUACUGAUGCAACAACAAAUUUGGCUUCCUCAACCACCUCUCCAACAUCCUCAACUGCAGCACCAACUUCAACAACUGAUACAACAACUACAGCUAUGCCAGGCAACACAAUGACUAUUGAUGCAACAAAAUCUUUGGCUUCCAUAAUCCCUCCAACAUACUCAAGUAUUGCACCUAUAACAGCAACUGAUACAGCAACCACACCUCUGUCUGACAACACAAAAAGUACUGAUGCAACAACAACUUUGGCUUCCACAAUCACCCCUCUAAUGUCAACAACUGAUUCAGCAACCACAAUUAUGCCUCUCACCUCAGUUUCUAUUCACACAACAACUUUGGCUUCCACAAACAGCCCUCCAACAUUCUCAUCUACUGCACCAAUGUCAACAACUGAUGCAGCAACCAAAGUUAUGUCUGACACCACCACAGGCUUUGAUGUAAAAACAUCUUUGGCUAACACAACAUCAGCAACAAUUAGUGCAUCAACUACAAGUAUGCCUGAUGCCACAACAACUAGUGAUGCAACAAAAACUGUUGCUCCCACAAUCACACCUCCAACAUCCUCAAUUAUAGCACCAACAUCAAAAACUAAUACAGCAACCACAACUAUGCCUGACUUCACAACAACUGUUGAUUCAACAGCAAAUUUGGCUUCCACAACUACCCCUCCAACAUCGUCAACUGAUGUACCAACCUUGACAAUUUAUGAAACAACCACAAGUCUGCCUCACAACACAACAACUAUUGAUUCAACAACAUCUUUGGCUUCCACAACCACCACGCCAACAUCCUCAGUUCUGGCACCAAUAACAACAAUGGAAGCAGCAACCAAAAGUAUUCCUGACACUACAACAGCUACUGAUGAUACAACAACAUUGGCUGCCACAACUACAACUCCAUCAUCCUCAACUGUAGCACUAGUGUCAACAACUAAUGCAGCAACCACAAGUAUGCCUGACUUCACUCCAAAUACUGAUGCAACAACAACUUUGGUUGCUACAGUCACUCCUCAAACAUCCUUAACUGUAGCACCAGCAUCAACAACUGAUGCAGCAACAACUAUGCCUGACACCACAAAAACUACUGAUGUAACAACCACUUUGGCUUCAACAACCACCCCUUUAACAUCCUCAACUGUGGCAUCAACGUCAACAACAUUUGAUACAGCAACCACAAGUAUGCUUGGCACCACAACAACUACUGAUGCAACAACAACUUUGGCUUCCACAACCACCCCUCCAACGUCUUCGACUGUAACACCAAUGUCAACAACUGAUGCAUCAACCACAACUCGGUCUGACACCACAUCUACUGAUGUAACAACAACUUUGUCUUCCACAACCACCCCUCCAAGGUCAACAACUGAUGUAGUAACCACAAUUAUGCCUGACACCACAAGAACUAUUUAUGCAACAUCACAUUUGACUUCCAUAACCAGCCUUCCAACAUCCUCAACUGCAGAACCAACAACUGAUGCAGCAAUGACAACUCCAUUUGACACCACAAAAUCUACUGAUGCAGCAACAAUUUUGGCUUCCAGAACCACCCUUCUAACGUUAACCGAUGCAGCGACCGUAACUAUGUCUGACACCACAACAUCUACUUACUUAACAACAAAUUUGGCUUCCACAAACACCCCUACUACAUCCUCAACUACUGCAUCAACAUCGACACCUAAUGCAGCAACCAGAACUAUGCCUGACAUCACAAUAAAUAUUGCUGCAACAACAACAACAACUUUGGCUUCUACAAACAUGCCUUCAGCAUCCUCAACUGUGGCCCCAAUGUUGAAUACUGAUGCAACAACCUUAAGUAUGGCUGAGGCCACAACAACUAUUGAUGCAACAACAAUUUUGGCUACCACAUCCAACCCUCAAACAUCCUCAACUGUGGCAAUAACUGAAGCAGCAACAAAAAGUAUGCCUGACACUACAACAAGUCCUGAAACAACAACAACUUUGGAUUCCACAACCACCAAUCCAACAUCCACAACAAUAGAAUCAAUGUCAACAACUGAUGCAGCAACCACAAGUCUGCCUGACACAGAAAAAGGUAUUAAUGCAACAUCUUUGGUCAGCACAACCUCUCCUCCAACAUCUUUAUCCAUGUCACCAAUGUCAACAACAACUGAUGCAGCAACCACAACUAUGCCUGACACCACAACAGUACUUCCUGCAACAACUAUUGUUGCAAAAGCAACAACUUUGGUUAAGACAAGUACACCUUCAGAAUCCUCAUCUGUAGCACUAACAUUGCCAACUGAUGCAUCAACCACAACUAUGCCUGAAACAACAACAGUCCUACCAACAACACUUAUUGGUGCAACAACAACUGUGGCUACAACAAGCACCCCUCCAACAGCAUCACUUCUAAAACCAGUGCUACCAUCUGAUGCAGCAACCACAACUGAGCCUAAAACAGCAGUUCUUCCAACAACAAUAACUUUGGUUAACAUAAGCACCCCUGCAACAUCUUCAGUUGCAGCACCAAUGUUGACAACUGAUGCAGCAACAACUGUGCCUGAAACCAAAACUAUUGGUACAACAAAUAUCGCCAGCACAAGCACCCCUCCAUCAUUCUCAUCUUCAGCACCCUUAUCGACAACCGAAUCAACAGCCACAACUAUGUCUGAAACAACAACAGUACUUCCAGUGACAACUACUGGUGCAACAACAAGAACUUUGGCUGGCACAAGUACACUUCCAACAGCAGCUAUAGGUGAGACAACUAUAAUCUUGGGACUCAAAACCACAGUAGCCCCACCAACAUUUUCAACUAUCACACCAAACACCACAACUCAUCCACAAACUACAACUAUGCCUGAAACCAAUACAAGUAUUGGUGUAAAAACUACAACUUUGACCCCCUCAAGCACCACAAACCCUCCAACAUUGGUGGAGGAGUCAAUAACAACAUCAUCCAUAAAAAUUCAUCCAACAAGCACAAUGUCUGAGAUGAAAAUUACUACCUCUGGUGCGUUAAAUACAACUUUAGCUCCUACAAAUGCAAUAACCACACCAAUGCUCUUGAUUACAGCACCAGCUACUAUAAAUCAUCCAACAAAAAUUAUUGUGACUGAUACCACAACUACACUUCCAACUACAACUACUAUUGAUGCAACAUUGAUUCCCACAAGCACAAAAACCUCUGCAUCAUUCUCAACUACAGGAAGAACAGAUAUUACUGAUUCAACAACCACAACUAUUUCUAAAAUCACAACAACUAGUAGUGAAGCAAUUACAAUCAGAAUGUCCUCCUCAACAUUUUUGGAAGAGUCAAUGACAACACCAAUUGCUAAAACUAAUCAAACAAUCACAGCUAUGCCUGAAAUCACUGAAGUUUCAACAACUGCAAAAACAUCACAAGCUACAUCUAAUUUAAAUACAACAACAACAUUUACAACAACAACUUUGACUAAUUCUCAAACGGAAAAUAAUCCUACAAUGCACAUCCCAAUUUCUACAACAGUCCUUGGCAAAACAAGUUUACCUUUAAUGAACAUAACUGGUUCAGCACUGGUCACAAGCAAACUGCUGUUCGACUCCUCAUCUCCAGUCCCCAGUGAAACUCAGGUCCUCAAUGUUAUCAACACUCUUCUGAAAUCCAGAGAUUCACAGCUCAACAAAUCAGUGCAGGUGCUGAAUGUCACCUAUAAGAAUAUCUCAGAGACCUCCUAUGCAAUCAUCUUUACAUUUAACCUGAUUAACAUUAGUAUACCAGAGGACCCUAAACUAAAGAAAAACACCUAUCAGCACCUACAGAAUGUUAUCAAUAAUGUGUUGAACACACUUCUGAAUGAACCUGGCAGUCAGGUUUUUAAAGCCAAGUCCUCCAAAUUCACGUGCACAGAAAACCACAUUAAUGGCAGUAUGGAAUAUAUCUUCAACAACAAAGAUCAACCCACCAUUUUCUUAAAGGAGCUUAGUUUACAGAGCAGCUUAACAACAACCCUUGCAACACCUGACACAUCUAAAACCACUAAAGAAACUACAACUUUGAUUGGGAGGGUGUUUUUUUACAUUCGGCUAAUUUUUAUCACACGGGGCCCUCUACCAAGUGAGAGUCGUGUUCAAGAUUUGGUCAACUUACUUCUGGCCCCACGUCUUAGAACUAAACAAGACACAGCACAAACCCGGAGUGAUCCUGUGAGCUAUGUGAAUGUCACCUAUGAGAAAAUUUCUGAUAAUUCAUAUGCCCUCAAAUUUGGAUUUGAGAUCAACAGUCCAUCCAUGACAGAGAGACUUGAACUCAGGGAUGGCAACUACACAUUCAUUCAAAACUUCAUAAAAAGAAAGCUGAACCAGAUCCUAAGUGACUCUGACACUUCUGUUGAGUUCAACAAAACCAAUUUCACGAAAAAUUCCAUGGAGGUCAUUGCUAAUAUGGAUUAUAUUUUCCGGCAACAAGACAUCAAGUCACCCAGUGGCUUUCUCCAAGAACUUCUCAAAGUUAAUAAUAGCCUAACAACUCCAGUCCCAACAGUGAAUAAAACAACUCAGAAACCUGUAGAGACACCAAAUGUGAUUGGGAGGGUGAUUAUUUACAUUCGGCUCAUAUUUAUCACACGGGGCCCUGUACCAAGUGAAGCUAAAAUAUUACAGUUGGUUACCAAUCUGCUGGCCACACGUCUGAGAACUAAACGAGAACUAAGGUCACAAAGCUUGCGUACCCCUGUGAGCUUUGUGAAUGUCACUUAUACAAAAAUUUCUGAUACGUCAUAUGCCCUAAAUUUUGGAUUUGAAAUCAACAAUGUUACCAUGUCUGAGAAACUUGAACUCAGGGAUACCACAUAUAAAUUAAUCCAGGACUCUAUAAAUAAAUUGCUGAAUGCGAUCCUAACUGAGCCCACUGCCACUCCAUUUGUGUUCAAAGAUGCCAAUUUCACGGGUAAUUCCACUACUAUUCAGGCUGAUGUACACUAUGUUUUCUCAGAAAGCGACAUCCAGAAACCCAGUUCCUUUCUCUAUGCACUUAUUGUGGUUAAUAAUGAGUCUAUUACCACAACUACACCUGCUGCAACAAGAACCACCUUUUACUCCACAGUACUGAGCACUACAGUCACAACUAACAGUACUAGUGCUGCAUGGGUUGUGGCCAUCAUUGUACCCUGUGCUAUUGCCAUCAUCCUCGUACCUUGCUGGAUUAUCCUUUGUUGUUUGCUCUGUGGCUGCUGUACAGCAAUAAGAAGACGGUGGUCCAGAAGACGGUCGUACAAUGUACAAUACACUACUCGAAACAGCCUUUUCUAGAGAACUUGAGACACAUCAGGAAAAGUUUCUAACACUAAUGACUAAUUACUUGAACUUCUAAUCCAAAUUGUGAUGGUGGUACUUUAAAGUUUACAUUUAACUUUCCAUAAUGAUUAUUCUAUCUUAGAGCUUUUAUAAUACAUUAUUUAUGUUCUUGCGCCUGUAAUGCUGGACAGACAGGAUCUUAAAUUGUGAUUUAAUGUAAUUUAUUUUCAGUACUGUUUAAUGGACUAAAAAUGUAUUUACUAUUUCUGUAAGGUUUACAAUAUUUACAUGUUAUAAUAUUUUUGGAUUUCCAAAUAAUUAAUUUAUUUGAUAUUACACAUUUCAUUUUAAGGGGCAAUGUUGGUAAUAUUAAACUUAUUCACAUUUAUGCACUUUAGUUCCAUGUAACUCAAAGAAAAAAUCAUCACACAAACAGCCUAUUUAGUCUUAAAUCAUAACAAUAUUAAUACAUUAAGACCAAAUGUAUGUGUACAUAUAACCAAAUGACUAUCAAUGAUCUAACAGAACUCUGUGUAACACCA
Molecule: messenger RNA, 16978 nt
Organism: Onychostoma macrolepis
Lineage: Eukaryota; Metazoa; Chordata; Actinopteri; Cypriniformes; Cyprinidae
Product: serine-rich adhesin for platelets-like
Exons: 16
Coding region: 321-16451 (5376 amino acids)
Source: RefSeq, a predicted model, not a curated record